UAUUUUUAAACAAGUGAUUUAGAAGGGAUGUAAUAGUAAUUUUCCUUGGAAAUUUACUGGUCCUUUUCUUUUUCUUUUUUUUUUAUCUUUCUUUACGAGAAUUUUAGACAACUUUGAUGGCAACUGCAGCGCCUAUCUUAGGAGAAACCCAGAAACAGAGAGAGAUGGAAUACGGGAAAGGAAUGCAAGGAGAGAAAGAAGAGAUGGUAACACCAGGAGAGGUGUUAGGUAAAGCAAGUGAACUCAAACCAGGCAAAGGUGCUUACGUGGCACCUUAUCGCAACACUGACAUCCUGUAUGUCUAUUCUUCCCUUACUGGUUUCCGCCGCAGUCUAUCACCUUCCCCCGACUCUCCCGAACAGAGACCAACUGUGGAAGUAGUUGGACACAAGGCUCACGGUGCUGUUCCAGAGCCUGGUUCUGUUGUUCUUGCCCGAGUUACUAAAGUGAUGGCUAAAAUGGCUUCAGCUGAUAUUAUGUGUGUUGGUUCCAAGUCUGUACGAGAAAAGUUCACUGGCAUUAUUAGGCAACAAGAUGUAAGGGCAACUGAGAUUGACAAAGUGGAUAUGCAUUUAUCAUUUCGCCCUGGCGACAUUGUCAAAGCUCUAGUGUUGUCUAUUGGGGAUGCACGGGCUUAUUAUCUUUCUACUGCAAAGAAUGAGUUAGGUGUUGUAUCUGCAGAUAGCACAGCAGGUGCCACAAUGGUUCCCAUUAGCUGGACAGAGAUGCAAUGCCCAUUGACUGGCCAAAUUGAGCAAAGAAAGGUCGCGAAAGUUGGAAGUUAACAUUACCUAAAAACAAAAUUAUGCAAAAAGAAAUUCUCAAAUGUGCUUCUUCCUGAAAUUUUACAGAGGAAGUGCACCUCGAGUUCCGUAUUAGUUAGGGGAUUAUAUAUUACUCUUUAUAAUUGAUUUGAGAUUUGACUUUGGUUGUUGCCAUUGUUGCACCUUGUACUUGGGACUAAUUCCAAAUGCCAUGUCAACCAUAGGUUGUGUGAUUUCCUCUCUUUUAGUGUUCUCUUAGUAUGAUAGUAGUGAACUAGAGUUAUAAACAGAGCAAUUAACUAAUGAUUCCUAAUUUAGUUCAUUUGUUUCAUUUCAUGUACUUUUGUUAUUAAUACAGCGGAUUCACUGUUAAAUCAA
Messenger RNA from Jatropha curcas, 1142 nucleotides. RefSeq names its product Nucleic acid-binding, OB-fold-like protein. Gene Ontology annotation, molecular function: RNA binding. Lineage: Eukaryota; Viridiplantae; Streptophyta; Magnoliopsida; Malpighiales; Euphorbiaceae. Gene Ontology annotation, cellular component: nuclear exosome (RNase complex); cytoplasm. The record is from RefSeq and is a predicted model, not a curated record. Gene Ontology annotation, biological process: RNA processing.